Messenger RNA from Pararge aegeria (speckled wood butterfly), 1146 nucleotides. RefSeq names its product zinc finger protein 91-like. Gene Ontology annotation, molecular function: RNA polymerase II transcription regulatory region sequence-specific DNA binding; DNA-binding transcription factor activity, RNA polymerase II-specific. Lineage: Eukaryota; Metazoa; Arthropoda; Insecta; Lepidoptera; Nymphalidae. The record is from RefSeq and is a predicted model, not a curated record. Bases 1 to 1146 code for a protein of 381 amino acids. Gene Ontology annotation, biological process: regulation of transcription by RNA polymerase II. The transcript is spliced from 2 exons. Gene Ontology annotation, cellular component: nucleus.
AUGUCGAAAUUAACCAUUAACGACAGGUAUUUCAUGAUACCCUUAACAGCUAAGGUAUUCUGCGAUGGCUGUAGAUCGACGAGUAUAUGGCAACUGACGGUAGCUGAAAGGAACAACGCGGCAACAUUCAUUCAAUUCACUACAGUGAAGCCGUUCAUCUUUAUGGGCUGGAGUUUUAAAUGUUUUUACUGUGAAAAAUAUUUCUCCGAUGCGCCCAGUUUAUUAGAUCACACAUCCAAACACGAGAUAUUAAAUCGAGAUUUGAUCUUAGACAAAUACGUUUCGAGAGGUAAACGUACUUUGCAAGUUGAUAUAUCAAAUCUGGUGUGUCGAUUAUGUGAUCAGGCGUAUCCAAACCUCGAUGCAGUACGUAGUCAUUUGACGCACCAACAUCACAAACUAUUUCGGCCAGCAAGUAACGGGAUGACGGAAUACAAUAUGGUCGCUAAAAACGAUUAUUUUGUAUGUCAUAUUUGCAGUAAAGAAUUCCCUUCAUUCUCACUUCUAAAUUCACACAUGAACUCUCAUUUCGGUAAGGUUGUUUGCGAGAAUUGCGGUGCUGCGUUCCUCAACCAGCAUAUGUUGCUGAAGCAUCGAGAGAAGCAUUUGCAUACAAAACACAACUGUCAGCAAUGCGAUAAGGUAUUCGUCAAAAAGAGUCAAUUGAAGUAUCACUCCGAAGUUGUGCACAAAGGAAAAGGGAAAGUGAAAAUGAAGAAAUGCAAUUUAUGCCAACAAACGUUUAAAGAGCAUUACGGUAAAAUGGUACACAUGAGGGUAGUACACGGAGUUUUUAGCAGCUUUCAAUGUCACAUGUGCAAGACGAACUUCAAUUCGAGACGAACGUUAACCGAGCACACAACUAGAUACCACACGGAGAAGUUUAAAUGCGAAUUGUGUUCUAAAUGCUUUAGCAUAGAUUCCAAAUUGAAACAACAUAUGCGUGGGCACACUGGAGAAAGGAACUUUGUGUGUCGGAUAUGUAAGAAUGCUUACAUGCAUAGCAUGACCUUGCGGAAACAUAUGAAAACUCAUGAACCAGUUUUUAAAUUCACCUGCUCAGAAUGCAUGACAGGCUUUGAUAAUGAGAAUGAUUAUUCGAAACAUGUGAAGGAGUGGCAUACGUUUGAUGAAGUUGAAGAUUGA